Molecule: messenger RNA, 1535 nt
Organism: Triticum dicoccoides
Lineage: Eukaryota; Viridiplantae; Streptophyta; Magnoliopsida; Poales; Poaceae
Product: nucleoside diphosphate kinase 4, chloroplastic-like
Exons: 10
Coding region: 1-1224 (407 amino acids)
Biological process (GO): UTP biosynthetic process; GTP biosynthetic process; CTP biosynthetic process
Molecular function (GO): nucleoside diphosphate kinase activity
Source: RefSeq, a predicted model, not a curated record
AUGGAAGGUCGCUGCGAAGCUGAUGAGGAAGUUAAGCAAGGUUAUUCCAGGAAGCUGAUGAGCGUGUUGAGGUUAGAGAAUAUUGACCAAGUCUUGAGAUAUGCACGCCUUUCUGGGUACCUCCAUAUUACAAGUAGAUGGACUCGACUUCCUGGGGAGCCGCCUAUCAUAGACGAUGCCGAUGUGGAUGACUGGCUUCCCCGCUUUGUUGUCCUACAAGGACAGUGUUUAUACUACUAUCUGAAGUCUACAGGUAAGAUAAAAACUUUUGACAUACUGGUCUUGGUCAUCCAAUCACAGAUGAAUACGCAGCACUACUGGGAAUGGAAGGAAAGGGAAGGGAAGGGAAGGGUAUGGACGAGAGGAGGCAUCAGAUUCAGAUCUGAUCUACUGAAGCAAAGCAAAGCAAAACCAACCAACCAACCAAAAGCAGAUCUGAUCUACAUAAGAGAGAGAAGCAAGGUCUCCCUCUCCCUCUCCCACCCACACAAGCAGGAGAUGAGCAAGCUCUUCCACUCCGCCUGCAAGGCCGCCAGGUCCUUGAUCGCAUCCUCCUCCGCUCCGGCCCCGCGCGCCGCCUCCUCCCUCCUCGCAGACGGGAGGAACGCCGCGCUCGCCACCCUCGCCAACCUCGGCAGGAACUCCACCCUCCCCGCCGCAUACGCCCACCACCUCCACACCAACGCCUCCUCCCACGGCUACGCAUGGAUCGCCGCCAUCCCCGCCGCAGCCUACAUGCUCCAGGAUCAGGACGUGCAUGCCGCCGAGAUGGAGCGCACCUUCAUCGCCAUCAAGCCCGACGGCGUCCAGAGAGGCCUCAUUUCUGAGAUAGUGUCCCGAUUCGAGAGAAAAGGAUACAAGCUUGUUGCCAUCAAGCUGGUGGUUCCAUCCAAGCAGUUUGCCGAGAAGCACUACCAUGAUCUCAAGGAAAGACCUUUCUUCAGUGGACUGUGCGACUUCCUCAGCUCCGGUCCCGUGCUUGCCAUGGUAUGGGAAGGAGAGGGCGUUAUCAAGUACGGGAGGAAGCUGAUCGGUGCCACGGACCCAUCGAAAUCUGAGCCAGGAACCAUCAGGGGUGACCUUGCUGUUGUUGUUGGAAGAAACAUCAUCCACGGGAGCGAUGGCCCGGAGACAGCCAAGGACGAGAUCGCACUCUGGUUCCAGCCCAAGGAGCUGGUCUCUUACACCAGCAACGAGGAGAAGUGGAUCUACGGUGUGAACUAACCGCUGCAUCGUCUUCAGAAGAGCCAAAGAAGCUCCAGUCCCUUUCCGUAAUCGCGUCUAGACCAUGGCAGAGUGCAAUAACACCGUGACCCGGGCGACCUUUCAGUCGGUGUCGCCCUUGCCCUUGUCUCGUUCUGAUGCAAUAAGGCCCGAAGAAAUUUAAAGAGCUUGUACCUUUGAAUAUUAUAGAGCGUGCACCGAGCAAUCGUGAUGUUCAAAUCAAACCGUCGCCUUCAGGCACUUGAUUUUGAUGGAUGCUGUUUGUUUUCAUGUGUUGUCCAAAUUCAGGCCUAUAUUCUCUGCACUUUUCA